CCCUCAUCCGAAUCUCUCUAAGCUUCAAAUCCUCACAAAUUAUUGGCGAUUUUUUUAUCAUAAAAAUUAUUUAUUAUUAUUAUUUCUGUGAUUUUCUUUUUUUUUUUCAAUUUAAAUAUUUCAUAUUUUUGACGUGUGGCAAUGAAUCUAUCGCACCAAAUCGCUGCAAUUUCUGGAACUCCGUUAGCAGUGGAGAGUGGAACCGGAGACGGGCCGGCGAAGGCGACGGUGGUGACAUCGGCGUUCUGGAAGAAUCCGGAGACGAAUCUUCGAGUUUCGGUGAGGAAAUCGGGAACUGAGGUGGACAGAGUGUCGCCGUCGCCGCCGAUCAGUCCGGUGAGGGGCGGGAUGCGGCAGGAUCUGUCGGCGGCUUGCCAGGCGUUGAUGGAGGCGCCGACGGCGGAGGCGAUGGAGAGGGAGUACAAGAUGGGGGUUUUGGGGCAGGGCAGGGGGAGAGGGGUUCCGGUGUUCGUGAUGAUGCCGCUGGACUCGGUUAAGAUGGAUCACACGGUGAAUCGGAGGAAGGCGAUGAAUGCUAGCCUGCAGGCGUUGAAGAGCGCCGGAGUGGAGGGGGUGAUGAUGGACGUCUGGUGGGGGCUGGUGGAGAAGGAGUCGCCGGGAGAGUACAACUGGGGCGGAUAUUCCGAGCUGCUGGAGAUGGCUAAGAAGCACGGCCUCAAGGUUCAGGCCGUCAUGUCCUUCCACCAGUGCGGCGGAAACGUCGGAGACUCCUGCACGAUUCCUCUUCCAAGGUGGGUGAGGGAGGAGAUGGACAAGGAUCCAGACCUUGCAUACACAGAUCAAUGGGGAAGGAGGAAUUAUGAGUAUGUAUCACUUGGUUGUGAUACCCUUCCAGUCCUUAAAGGAAGAACUCCUGUCCAGUGUUACUCUGACUUCAUGAGGGCCUUUAGGGACAGGUUUGAAGACAUGCUAGGUGACACCAUUGUGGAGAUUCAAGUCGGCAUGGGUCCAGCCGGAGAGCUCCGUUUUCCUUCCUAUCCUGAGCAAAAUGGGACUUGGAGGUUCCCUGGAAUUGGGGCUUUUCAGUGCUUUGAUAAGUAUAUGAUUAGCAGCCUGAAAGCCACAGCGGAAGCCAUAGGCAAGCCUGAAUGGGGUCACAACGGCCCAACCGAUGCCGGCCACUACAACAACUGGCCGGAAGACACCAACUUCUUCCGGAAAGAAGGUGGCUGGACCAGCCCCUACGGCGAAUUCUUCCUCUCCUGGUACUCCCAGAUGCUUCUGGACCACGGCGAGAGGAUACUGCAAUCCGCCAAAUCCCUAUUCGAGAAGAGCAGCGUCAAGAUAUCCGCCAAGAUCGCCGGAAUCCACUGGCACUACGGGACCCGGUCCCACGCCCCGGAGCUCACGGCCGGGUACUACAACACCCGAUUCCGGGACGGGUACCUGCCCAUCGCCCGGAUGCUCGGCCGCCACGGCGCCGUCUUCAACUUCACCUGCGUCGAGAUGCGGGACCACGAGCAGCCGCAGGACGCGCAGUGCGCCCCGGAGAAGCUGGUGAGGCAAGUGGCGCUGGCGGCGGGGGAGGCAGGGGUCCCGCUGGCGGGGGAGAACGCGCUGCCGCGGUACGACGGGUACGCGCACGAGCAGAUCCUGAGGACGGCGGCGGCGCUGGGCGGCGACGACAGGGACGAGAUGUGCGCGUUCACGUACCUGAGGAUGAGCCCGGACCUGUUCCAGGCGGAGAACUGGCGGAGGUUCGUGGCGUUCGUGAAGAAGAUGAGGGAAGGGAAGAGGGCGGAUCGGUGUUGGGAGGAGGUGGAGCGGGAGGCGGAGCACUUCGUGCACGUCACUCAGCCGCUGGUGCAAGAAGCCGCCGUUGCUCUCAUGCACUAAGUCUGAACCCGGCCGGCCGCCGGCCACCGUCGCUCUUGCCUUGUUCUAUUUCUUUAUCUAUAUAUAUGUAUAUUGUAGUUGGGCAAUUAGGAAGAGGGAUAUGGGUGUUCUUCCCUUUGCCAUGUUAUCAUAACAAGGAAACUUUUACAUCCUUGAAAAAUAUACUGCAUGCUCUGUACUACUGAUAAAAAUUUAAUUACCACUUUGUUUGCACUAAACCUACUAUAAUACUCCGUAAAAAAAUUUAAUUACUGUUA
Messenger RNA from Cuscuta campestris, 2114 nucleotides. The record is from the annotation of a GenBank genome assembly. NCBI's taxonomy places the organism in Eukaryota, Viridiplantae, Streptophyta, Magnoliopsida, Solanales, Convolvulaceae.